UACUUUGUCUGUUCUAGCAGUAGUAUUUUGUCUGCGCUCCCAAGCAUUCAUUCAGUGUACAGAAUUAACGUUACCCUUUUGGUUUUGUCUUCCUCACCAACUGGAUUUGUCUAGUGUUCAUGUUUGGAUAUCUGAUGAGCCUAUGUUUGGUUUUUGGUUCUGUGGCUGACACCAAACUGAUACUUCUGAUUCUGCUGAAUACACUUUUGGGUGAUAAGUACCAGGUUUUGUGACCGUUAAGGGUAGAGUAACCGAGGAGGUUAUUGAACUGAGCAAUAAAUGGCUUCAACUGGGUUUGAUGAAGAUGGUGAUAACAGAGUCGGUAUUUGGGAUUUGGAUAAGAAGAUUGACCAGCCAAUGGAUGAAGAAGGUGAAAGGCUCAAAAAUAUGUUCAGAGAAAAAAAGCUUUCUACACUGUUGCUUUUGCGGCUUGCAUAUCAGAGUCUUGGUGUAGUUUAUGGAGAUUUGGGCACUUCCCCCUUGUACGUUUUCUAUAACACGUUUCCUCACCGAGUUAAAGAGCAGGAGGAUGUGAUCGGAGCUCUUUCUUUGAUUAUAUACUCUCUUACGCUGGUGCCACUGCUCAAAUAUGUUGUCAUUGUAUUAAGAGCAAAUGACAAUGGUCAAGGUGGAACAUUGGCUCUUUAUUCCUUGCUCUGUCGACAUGCAAACAUUAAAACCAUUCCCAAUCAGCAUCAUACAGAUGAACAUCUAACAACAUAUAGUCGAUCAACCUUCCAUGAGAAGUCAUUUGCUGCUAAAACCAAGAGAUGGUUAGAGGAGCAAGCUUAUAUUAAAAAUGUCAUUCUUAUUCUUGCACUUGUUGGUACCUGCAUGGUGAUUGGAGAUGGUAUUCUUACACCAGCUAUAUCUGUUUUAUCUGCUGUUGGCGGCAUCAAGGUUAAUCAUGCUGAUUUGAGUAACGGAGUAGUUGUGCUGGUUGCUGUUGUAAUAUUAAUUGGGUUAUUCAGCAUGCAACAUUAUGGCACAGAUAGAGUUGGUUGGCUCUUUGCUCCAAUUGUACUUCUUUGGUUUCUCCUAAUUGGAGGUAUAGGUAUAUUCAACAUCUGUAAAUAUGGCAGCAGCGUUCUGAAAGCUUUUUCACCUGUGUACAUAUACCGGUAUCUAAAACGAGGAGGUAAAGAAGGUUGGACUUCCCUUGGUGGAAUUUUGCUCAGCAUAACAGGGACAGAGGCUCUUUUUGCGGACCUAGCACACUUUCCAGUCUCUUCUGUACAGCUUGCAUUUACUCUGUUAGUGUUUCCUUGCCUUCUUUUAGCAUACUCUGGACAGGCUGCUUACCUUAUGCAUAACUUGGAGCAUUCAAGUGAUGCCUUUUAUCGUUCUAUUCCAGACAAAAUAUACUGGCCAGUAUUUGUUGUUGCGACAGCAGCAGCUAUAGUUGCAAGCCAGGCCACAAUAUCCGCAACCUUCUCAAUCAUUAAGCAGGCCAAUGCUCAUGGCUGUUUCCCAAGAAUAAAAGUUGUACAUACAUCAAGGAAGUUCCUUGGCCAGAUAUACAUUCCAGAUAUCAAUUGGAUCCUUAUGAUUCUAUGCAUUGCUGUUACUGCUGGGUUUAAAAACCAAAGUCAGAUUGGAAAUGCAUAUGGUACUGCUGUUGUGCUAGUUAUGUUGGUUACAACAUUGCUUAUGAUUUUAAUCAUGAUAUUAGUGUGGCGCUGCCAUUGGAUUCUGGUGGUGGUGUUCACUGGCUUAUCACUGAUUGUGGAAUGCACAUACUUCUCUGCUGUACUCUUCAAAGUUGAUCAAGGUGGAUGGGCUCCUCUUGCAAUUGCUGGAGCAUUUCUUGUAAUUAUGUAUGUUUGGCAUUAUGGCACAGUGAAACGCUAUGAGUUUGAAAUGCAUAGUAAGGUCUCAAUGGCAUGGAUUCUUGGGCUAGGACCAAGUUUAGGACUUGUUCGUGUCCCGGGAAUUGGAUUAGUAUACACAGAGCUUGCAAGUGGAGUACCACACAUCUUUUCUCACUUCAUCACAAACCUACCAGCCAUCCAUUCUGUUGUUGUAUUUGUGUGUGUGAAGUAUCUUCCUGUCUACACUGUCCCAGAAGAUGAGAGGUUCCUUGUGAAGCGGAUUGGACCUAAGAACUUCCACAUGUUUCGAUGCGUGGCGCGAUAUGGAUACAAAGAUUUGCACAAGAAAGAUGAUGAUUUUGAGAAGAAACUUUUUCAUAGCCUCUUUGUGUUUGUUAAGCUUGAGUCUAUGAUGGAGAGUUGCUCAGACUCAGAUGACUAUAGUUUAUAUGAAGAGGAAAAUGAGCACUCAAGAGUAGGCCUAUUGAACAAUAAUGUGAACACAGCUUCAUUGAAUAUGGAUCCAACAGUUUCAUCAGCAGAUUCAAUAGUAUCAGUUACAUCUCCAUCACACAUGAAUGCUGUUACCACUAUUCAAUCAUAUGGCCAUGUUAGCAGCCACACUGAGGUGGAUGAAGUUGAGUUUUUGAACAACUGUAGGGAUGCUGGGGUGGUUCACAUACUAGGAAACACAGUUGUCAGGGCCAGGAGGGAUUCAAGAUUCUACAAUAAGAUAGCUGUUGAUUAUAUAUAUGCAUUUCUUAGGAAAAUAUGCAGGGAACAUAGUGUGAUCUUCAACGUUCCUCAUGAGAGUCUCUUAAAUGUUGGUCAGGUUUUCUAUGUAUAGCCUUUCUCUCCCCCUUCUCUUGUGUGAGCAUUGAAUUAUUUGUAGGCACAUCAAUCGAAAGCAUGUAAAAAUAGUUAAUAAUAAUAAAAUCUGUAUUGAAAUCUGUUAAAAUUAAUUUAAUGUUAUUCAAAGGCUUUAAUUUGA
Messenger RNA from Cajanus cajan (pigeon pea), 2802 nucleotides. RefSeq names its product potassium transporter 10. Gene Ontology annotation, molecular function: potassium ion transmembrane transporter activity. NCBI's taxonomy places the organism in Eukaryota, Viridiplantae, Streptophyta, Magnoliopsida, Fabales, Fabaceae. Gene Ontology annotation, biological process: potassium ion transmembrane transport. The record is from RefSeq and is a predicted model, not a curated record. Gene Ontology annotation, cellular component: membrane.